AUGUCCGACGACGAGGACUAUUAUGAUUUUGAAGAGGAAUAUCUCUACGAAGACGCAGUUCCUGACCUUGUCGUGAGUCGAACCACCUAUAUGUCCCCCACACGACCAGCUACUAACAAUCCUCUUUUCCCCCUGCAGGACGAACUCGCCGCAUCCUCAUGGUACGAAGCGGCUCUGUACGAAGACCCGGGCAUUGAAGUCGAAGACUACUUCAGUGACUGGGAUUACUACUCAGAUGACUACCACGACGACGACCCGACCGUAGCGCAGAGCAGGCCUCGCACGAAAAUCGAGCCCGCAGCAACCAAGACGAAGAAGACUCGCGCCCACGCCGCCGCCCGACCACACCAUCCCUUGAAACUCGACAUCACCUCCUUCCAGGGCGUCGUCUGGAAAACAGACAGUCUGGAGCGCGAUACGGAUGUUUCGGUCCAAAUCUAUGAGCCCGGUCAGCUGGACAAGGUCGCUUUCCUGCAGGACUGGAGGGAGAUCUUCAAGUCUGCCCAACCUGCGCUGGAUAAGUCGCGAUUAAGAAAAAGACGCGUCCCGGAGCCCCAAGCGUCGGAUAUGUCAUCUGGGGAUGACGAGAUUCUGAAUGAUGCCGAUGAGGAGUACAGUGACGAUGAUCCUAUGUCUGAUGUUGAGUCGGUGGAUCAGGAUGGGAGUAUGGAUCCUGGGGAGGGAUCGAAUACGACGCCUGAACCUGGUCAGUCGCCGAAGGAGGCUCCCCGAAUUGCUGUUGAGAUUCCGGUGAAACGGGGCCGGAAGCGUAAGGCUGAGGCUCAGGCUCCGACUCCGGUUGAGGAAACGAAGAGUAAUUCCAAUGAUGUUUCGACAAGGAGUCGAUCAAAACGGGUUGCUUUAGACAAGAGUGAAGAGGAGGCGAGCUCGUCUGGUCCGGUUCGCCGCUCUGCCAGACAGAAGAAAUAG
This is a messenger RNA of Penicillium pulvis, 930 nucleotides long. RefSeq lists its product as uncharacterized. The transcript has 2 exons. The record is from RefSeq and is a predicted model, not a curated record. Bases 1 to 930 code for a protein of 309 amino acids. NCBI's taxonomy places the organism in Eukaryota, Fungi, Ascomycota, Eurotiomycetes, Eurotiales, Aspergillaceae.